AGAACAAAAAAUCAAAUUUAAGAAAGCACGAGUCAGACUUAUGAAAAGGCUCCAUUAAAUGAAUCUUCUUGCCGGGAGAAAAAGAAACACGAAGCAGUUUCCCAUAUUGAUAAAGGCAGUAAAGGACUGGAAGAAGCAACAGAGGAAGGGGAAAGGAAAUAGAGAAUGAAUCAUAAUCGGCAAUCCAACGAUGGGAAGCAUGAUGAUGACUCUGCUCUCUCCGAUUUCCUUGCUUCUCUCAUGGAUUACACUCCCACUAUACCUGACGAACUGGUGGAACAUUACUUAGCCAAGAGUGGUUUUCAAUGUCCCGAUGUUCGAUUAAUAAGGCUUGUAGCUGUUGCUACUCAAAAGUUCGUUGCAGAGGUUGCAAACGAUGCACUUCAGCAUUGCAAGGCAAGACAGGCUGCAGUAGUGAAGGACAAAAGGGAGAAGCAGCAAAAGGAUAAACGCCUAAUCUUGACAAUGGACGACCUCUCCAAGUCAUUGCGUGAGUAUGGAGUGAAUGUGAAGCAGCAGGAGUAUUUUGCCGAUAGCCCUUCAACAGGAAUAGACCCUGCUACUAGAGAUGAAUAGUUGGAGUUAGAAUUAUGUUAUUACUUUGUUGAUGCUGCUGGAAACCUCCUUUAUGGCCCUUUAUUACUUGAUUGCUCAGCUUAAUAGACUCGAUUAACAUUUACAGGGUUGUGGCUAAUAAUAUUUCCAGUCAAUGUGUAUGUGAAAAUUACAUUUUUUUUCCCGUUAAUUGGUGGUCUAAAGAGAAGUUUUUGUUA
This is a messenger RNA of Gossypium raimondii (Peruvian cotton), 773 nucleotides long. Its product is annotated as transcription initiation factor TFIID subunit 10. Bases 166 to 576 code for a protein of 136 amino acids. The transcript has 6 exons. The record is from RefSeq and is a predicted model, not a curated record. Gene Ontology annotation, cellular component: nucleus; transcription factor TFIID complex; SAGA complex. Gene Ontology annotation, biological process: transcription initiation at RNA polymerase II promoter. Lineage: Eukaryota; Viridiplantae; Streptophyta; Magnoliopsida; Malvales; Malvaceae. Gene Ontology annotation, molecular function: RNA polymerase II general transcription initiation factor activity; promoter-specific chromatin binding.